AUGCAACAACAGUCACCACCGGAGAAGCGUCGUCUCGGAGAAUCCCAACUCAAUAUUCCGGCCACCGAUCAAUUCCUCCGAUGUGCUAACUUCAUUCUCCCAUGGCUAAACCCUCAAGAACUCGCCGUCGUCUCUCGAACCUGUAAAACCUUAUCCCUAAUUUCGAAAUCCAUCACUCUCCGGCGAUCUCUCGACGCUGCACGAUCCCUCGAAAACCUCCCAAUCCCGUUUCUCAACUCCGUCGAUUCCCAACGAUACGCGUAUUUCGUCUACACACCUUUUCAGAUCCCAGCUUCCUCUCCUCCCCCGCGGCAAUGCUGGGAAGGAUCUGCUACUGAUGAAUGUGGAUCCAACGGAGCUGACGAGAAUCCGCUGAGUAGAAUUAGGUCAAUUUCUCUUCCCGGAGAUGACGAUGGUUCGAAAUCCGUGCCCGUGUCGUCAAGACCUUAUCUUGAGUCAGUGAGUGAGCGAGGACGAUUUGGGGUGAGUCUAGUGGACGAGUAUGGAUGUGAGUGCGAGAGGUGCGAGGAAGGUUAUUGCCAGUGCUUAGUACUCGAGGGCAUGGAGGAGAUAGCUAACGAAUGUGGGUCGGGUUGUGGUUGCGGGUCGGAUUGUCCGAAUCGGGUGACACAAAAGGGGAUUUCAGUUCGUUUGAAGAUCGUUAGAGAUGAGAAGAAAGGUUGGUGCUUGUAUGCUGAUCAGUUCAUCAAGAAAGGCCAAUUCGUCUGUGAAUACGCAGGUGAGCUAUUGACAACAGAUGAAUCACGUAGACGUCAAAAUAUCUACGACAAACUCAGAUCAACACAAUCCUUCAGUUCAGCUCUUCUGGUCAUACGCGAACACCUCCCUUCGGGACAAGCUUGUUUAAGGAUAAACAUCGACGCUACAAGAAUCGGGAACGUUGCUAGAUUCAUAAACCAUUCUUGUGACGGAGGAAAUCUCUCCACUGUUCUGUUGAGAAGCUCAGGAGCGUUGCUUCCUCGUCUCUGUUUCUUUGCAGCAAGGGACAUAGUUGCAGAGGAGGAGUUAAGUUUCAGUUAUGGAGAUGUCCAUAUCACUGACAAGAAGAACGGAGACAACAAGAAGCUAAAUUGCUCUUGUGGUAGUUCUUGUUGUAUUGGAACGUUGCCUUGUGAGAACACCUGA
Molecule: messenger RNA, 1146 nt
Organism: Arabis nemorensis
Lineage: Eukaryota; Viridiplantae; Streptophyta; Magnoliopsida; Brassicales; Brassicaceae
Source: the annotation of a GenBank genome assembly